Messenger RNA from Fusarium tjaetaba, 1530 nucleotides. RefSeq names its product light induced alcohol dehydrogenase Bli-4. The record is from RefSeq and is a predicted model, not a curated record. NCBI's taxonomy places the organism in Eukaryota, Fungi, Ascomycota, Sordariomycetes, Hypocreales, Nectriaceae. The coding region runs from base 1 to 1530 and encodes 509 amino acids. The transcript has 3 exons.
AUGAAGCCUAACUGGGAGCCAUUUGUGAAAUCUACCGAAGAUGAUUGGACUGCCGUCCCAGACCCUGCUCAGCGAAAGCGGAUCCAGAACAGGCUGUCCCAAAGAGCCAGGCGGUCACGGCUUGCCGGCAAACAGAAGCAAGCGGCACAGUAUGAGGUCAAUGAGGCUGCAGGAGCCCUUGUGAGAAGAGAUGCGGGUUCUAGUCCUGGGCAAUCAUCUACAGAGGGCUCAAGCAUGGCGGUUACAGAGAUGUUUGAUGCAAGCCUCUUUCAUACCCAAUACACAUCUGAGCAGCCUACAAUGGAUAGUCAUUACCUCAUCUUGACCGACCUGACCGCCGCCACCGCCCUGGCCGUCAUAGCCCAACGUCUCGACCUCAACUGCCAGCAAAUACCAGGCUUUAACAUUAGAGCCCUGACCGAUACUCUCCCACCUGAUAUAGCGCCUACUCAAUUACAAAAGAGCGUGCCUCACCUGUCGUACCUGGACAUGUUACCCUGGGCAUCAUUGCGGGACAAACUUCUCAAGUCUCUCUCCAUUAUUAACGAAGAAGAAUUUGCGCGUGAUAUGCAGUAUGGAAGUCUAAAACCAACUUUCACUGAAGACAAUGUUUCUUCACUAGAAGGCAGAGUCUUUAUGGUGACGGGUGGCACUAAUGGCGUCGGCCUGGAGUUAGUCAAUAUGCUCUACUCCAAAGGAGGCACAGUCUAUCUUCCAGCCCGGUCCGCCACCAAAGCACAAAAGACUAUCGAGACCAUCAAGGCCGCAUACCCAGAGAGCACUGGCAACCUCAAAACUCUUCACAUUGAUCUCAAUGAUCUUGCCUCCGUGGCAGCUUGUGCAUCUGCCUUCCUUGCGCAGGAGACGCGUCUGGACGUUUUAUGGAAUAAUGCGGGCAUUAGCGCCGCACCAUCACACGAAGUUACUGCCCAAGGAUAUGAGCCUCAGUUGGGAAUAAACUGCUUGGCACCCUUCCUCCUCACCAAACUCUUGCUCCCCGUGCUGAAGCAAACAGCCAGAAGUAACCCUGGUCCCUCGACUCGAGUCAUCUUCACAGGCUCAGGUGUAAUGGACAUGAUGGCCCCUCCUGGCGGUAUCUCGCUGGCUGAGCUCACUCCCGGCAAACAAUCCAAAGAUCCAACACACAACUACACAAUUUCGAAGACAGGGAAUUGGUUCCUCGCCUCCGAAUUCGACAGACGUGUGCGUUCAGAUGGAGUUAUCUGCAUUUGCCAGAACCCAGGAAACCUGUCAACCAAUAUCUGGGACCGCGUGCCGUGGCAUCUCAGGGUACCGAACAAAGUCUUUCUGCAUCCACCUAAGCGAGGGGCAUACUCGGAACUCUGGGCUGGUGUUAGCACAGAGAUCAAGCUUGGGGAUGGUGGUAGGUAUGGUAUUCCUUGGGGAAGAUGGCACCCGAGCCCGAGGAAGGAUCUUGUCCAGAGCUUGAAGACCAAAGAGGAUGGCGGUAGUGGGAUUGCGGCUGAUUUUUGGGAUUGGUGUGAUGAACAGACCAAGGACUAUGCAUGA